Molecule: messenger RNA, 492 nt
Organism: Phytophthora nicotianae INRA-310
Lineage: Eukaryota; Oomycota; Peronosporomycetes; Peronosporales; Peronosporaceae
Exons: 1
Coding region: 1-492 (163 amino acids)
Source: RefSeq, a predicted model, not a curated record
AUGAACAUUGCCAACGCCGGAGAGCCACGCACCGAGGCACCCGCCCCAGCGCAGCUACCGGCAACCAGCCACAAAAGGGCCGGUUUUGCUGACGACGCAGAAGAGAAGAGCAAUGUCGCCGCUCCGAAGAGGGCAGCGACGACAACACUGGUGGCCACGCCCCGGCUACUGGUGACAAUGGGGGGGGGCGAUCACAUGUCGAAGAUGUUGACGCUCAUGGAGGGCCUGGCCGGUAGACUGGAGCGACUGGAAGAGUCGCAGACGAAGAUGGAACAGAGGCUGGCAGACGACAACAAGUGCGCGCGCGACACUGAUCAACCGAUGACACCUCCCAUGAAUUCCAGCCUGUUCGCAUCACGCGUGGGCAGAGGUGCCAGGAUGCACCUGGACUCUUUGGCUGGAUCCCCGAGCACGCCACGCACGACACCUCCACGGAGACCUGCAGUGGUACUACUCUGUCCAGAAAAAGUCGCACGAAAGUGCUUUUCCUAA